CUGAAGAGGGACUGCUGCGAGGAUAUGUGGGUUAGGUUGAGACAGUCUCCAGAUCAAACCUUUAGUCUUCAGCCUUUUCCACAGUAAGCACCUCCUGUAAGACUUUGGAAUCAGAAGGUCAGCAGUUACUACCUGUAACCGAUAAGAUGGUGGCCAGGGAAGCAACUGGGCACAGCUACCUGGUGGCUUGCUGGCAGCCCAUUCUGAUCCUGAUGCUGGGCACGGUACUGUCCAGCUCCACCACAGGUUGCCCGUCCCGCUGUGAGUGCAAUGUUCAAGAGCGCUCCGUGAUGUGCCACCGCAAGAAACUCAUGAUAGUUCCUGAAGGCAUUCCUGCAGAAACAAGACUGCUGGACCUCAGCAAGAAUCGCAUCAAAACAAUUAACCCAGAGGAGUUUGCGGGCUUUCCUAACCUCGAACACCUGGAGCUCAGUGAAAACACGAUCUCCACAAUUGAACCUGGAGCGUUCAAUAACCUUUAUGGCUUGCGGACAUUGGGAUUGCGAAGCAACAAGCUGAAGCUGAUUCAGCUAGGUGUAUUUACAGGCCUGAGCAAUCUCACAGAGCUGGACAUAAGUGAGAACAAGAUUGUCAUCUUGUUGGACUACAUGUUCCAGGAUUUGUACAACCUUCGGUCUUUAGAGGUGGGCGAUAAUGACCUGGUUUUCAUCUCCCACCGGGCUUUUCAUGGCCUCAGUAGCCUUGAGCAUUUAAGUCUUGAGAAGUGUAACUUGUCCUCUGUGCCAACAGAGGCUUUUACCCACCUCCACAGUUUGAUCACUCUCAGGCUGCGCCACCUCAAUAUCAACGUCAUACGGGAUUACUCUUUUAAACGUCUCUAUCGGCUAAAAGUGCUGGAAAUAGCUAAUUGGCCAUACUUGGAUACAAUGACACCAAAUUGCUUGUAUGGAUUAAAUCUCACUUCUCUGACCAUUGCCAAUGCCAACCUGACAACUAUUCCUUACGUAGCUCUGCGUCAUUUGGUUUACUUGCGCUUUCUUAAUCUUUCAUACAAUCCUAUCCAUACCAUUGAGGGAAAUAAGCUUCAUGAUCUUCUGCGUCUGCAGGAAUUUCAUCUGGUUGGAGGCAGAUUAAUGAUGAUUGAGCCCUACUCUUUCCGUGGCCUGAAUUAUCUGAAAAUUCUAAAUGUUUCUGGAAACUCCCUUAGCACUUUGGAGGAGUCUGCUUUCCAUUCAGUCGGCAACCUAGAAACCCUUGCAUUGUACGAUAAUCCCCUGGCCUGUGACUGCCGACUCUUGUGGGUUUUUCGACGGCGCUGGAGACUGAACUUCAACAAACAGCAGCCCACCUGCGCCUCUCCCGAGUUUGUUCAAGGAAAAGAGUUCAAAGAUUUCCCAGACGUUCUGCAGCCAAACUAUUUCACGUGUCGCAAGUCCAGGAUUAGGGAUCGAAGGCCCCAGCAGAAAUUUGUCGAUGAAGGAGCCAUUGUUCAUUUUGCUUGUCAAGCAGAUGGUGAUCCUGCUCCUGCAAUUAUGUGGCUUUCUCCGCAAAAAAAGUUCAUCACUACCAAGACUAUUGGAAGGCUCUCUGUGUUGUCAGAUGGUACCCUUGAGGUACGCUAUGCCCAGAUUCAAGAUAAUGGUACUUACGUGUGUAUAGCCAGUAACGCAGGCGGAAAUGACACCUCUCUUGCCCACCUUCACAUUCAUAGCUACUCACCUGACUGGCCACACCAACCUAACAAGACGUUUGCUUUCAUAUCCAACCAGCCAACAGAGACUGGUGCUAAUGGUACAAAAGCCAACGUUCCUUUUCCAUUUGACAUAAAAACACUGAUUAUUGCCACCACAAUGGGGUUCAUCUCUUUUCUUGGUGUUGUCCUAUUUUGCCUGGUACUGCUGUUCCUGUGGAGCAGAGGCAAAGGCAACACUAAACACAACAUUGAGAUUGAGUAUGUGCCACGGAAGUCAGACGCUGGCAUGAGCAGUACCACAGUGGAUGCUCCUCGCAAGUUUAACAUGAAAAUGAUUUAAACGAGGACUGAAAUUUAAGACGAAUAAGAAAAGAAGACUUUUUUUCUUUUCCCUCUUGCAAACCUGUGGAUAAUGGUGUGGUAACAUAGAGUAAUGUUUUUGGAUUUUUGUUUUGUUUUGUUUUACUCAACUGGUGGACUUGACAAGAGGCCAGUUACUGACUUUUUGUGGGAGGUAAUAUAACCACACCCAGUACCAUGGUCAUUUCUACAAGCCAGUGGGGCAGUCAUUGAAAGUCAGAUUUGUUACAAAAUGAUCAUAUUCCUAUGGAUAACUAAUGGGAAAAAAAGUUUAAAAGAAUAAAAAUAAAAUGUUUCAAACAGCCAAAAUAUGAGAGGCAGAUUACAUUUGGAUAAUUGUUGUCUGUUUGAUUUUCAUUUAAUUUUUUUGUUUUGUUUUGUUUUGUUUUGUUUUUUGUUGCUGUUCUUUUCUUGUAUGGGUUGAUGAGCACAUCCAGACAUGCUAAGGGUUAUAUUUUUUAGUUAAUCUAUAAUACAAUAAAGUUUUGUUAGAAAUGUUAUUACAAUGUAACAAUAGCCUUUUUGUUUCAGCUUUUUACAGUCACAUUUUCCUAUAAUAUGUCUGAAAUGUACUUGUUUCACAACGUUGUAGAAUAUUUACUUGCAAGUAUGUUCCAUAAAAGUUUGGGAAAUAUGUAAAAGCAUUUAUGUCAAGUUAACAAUUUUAAAAAAUGUCAAACCACCGACAUAAAACAGACUUAAUUUGACAGCUUCUAUCCAGUUACCUAAAAGAUGUAAUGAAUAAUGACUAAAACAGACUACACUGUCAAAAACACAAAUGAUUCUGACAAAAAACAGUGCAUUUGGGAAUUAAACUAGGUCAUACCAAAAGCCAUUUUUUACUAAUAUGAACUCUGUGUUGCACAUGAAAAUUCCAGUUGUUUGAUUGAACACAUUUUAUAAAGUCAAUAUUUAAAACAAGUUACAGACAUGAAAAUAAGCAUAAUAAUGCCCAGAUUUUUUUAGCACUAUGUUUUAAGUGGCGUUCAUCCAGUAUGGCCAGAGUCCUCUGUGGCAAAUACAUGAAAUAUACAACAUUACAAAAUUAUGCCCAACAGUUUUGAUGACAUGGUUUAACACACAAUAGUUAGGAACAAACUUUCCAACUAAAUGAAAGGUUUUUGGAUCUUCUGUAGUUCUACUCGGGGUGACCUGUAAAUUAUGAGGGUAAUGUCUUGGAUCUAAAUUUCAAAUAAAUCUGGUUUGAGCAAAAACAGUAAACAAAGAAGCAUUUUGUGUAAGAUCUUAAUUGUUAUUAGGUUGUAGCUUUGGUUUUCAUUAAUACAAACUGAAAGAAAAGAAAACAUCACACCAGGUUAGCACCUCACGUGCUUACUUUAAAAAUUCACUGGUGGUGUUAUUUUCAUGCUUAACACAAUGGCAAAGAAUCAAAAUGACGGUGCUCUAAUCUUAGGAUACAGUGUGCUCCUCAAGCUAUGACAUCUUGUUGGUUACCUCCAAACAUUUUGGUUUUGCUUUAGUUUCAUUCAUGUAUUUGUCUUUAUAAUUGAUGCUUUGUCCAUGACAGUACCUUCCCUCUCCCAGAAAAGCCAUGGAAAUACCUUCCUGGAUCUGUUACAGGUUUGCUUCUCCCCAGAGAUGUGCGUUGUUUGUACGGAGGUGGAUGGGAAGAAUUUCUGCAUAUUACGCUCCAAUUUGGUCCUGCGUAAAAAAAAGAAAAUCCAAGGGUUAUACAGCCUUAACUUUUUAACUGCACACUGCGGACAAGUUGGGCUUUGCAAACACGUCUGAGGAUCAAGUUAUUUAUGAUGGAUGACAUUACAAAUUACGUCACAGUAUGACUGGAACAUGGACAAAAUAUGCAGAUGGGUGGACUGACAGAUGGUUUCACCCAUGGAGCAAUCUGAAGGAGCUUUGGUGCAAUCUGUUUUGCAUAAAAGAGAAAAAAACCAACACUGGAUGUGGCUCACACUUCUCCCCCUUGCUGAUUAUGAAUGCUCUUUGUUCAAAGUGUGGCUACUGUAUUUAGCCUUUUCCUGGUCCUGAGUGAUCUGGGGAUACUGUUUUUUUGAUUUCUGUUAUUCCUACAUUUUAAUUUUGACCCUGGAUUACACUAACUAUGUAUAGUCCAAGCCAACUUUUUACAAAAAAAUAUACUAAAAAAGAAAUCUAUGGAAAAUACAUUCAAAUUGUUCUGUGCAAUAACGGUAAUAUGCAGAUUUUUUUUUAAUUAACACAGUUUUGUUGAUGUUGAAUUGUUGAGAAUAUGGUAUGUUGUAAUAAACAAUCUAUGGACCUUUUUAA
Austrofundulus limnaeus is the source of this 4279-nucleotide messenger RNA. Its product is annotated as leucine-rich repeat and immunoglobulin-like domain-containing nogo receptor-interacting protein 1. NCBI's taxonomy places the organism in Eukaryota, Metazoa, Chordata, Actinopteri, Cyprinodontiformes, Rivulidae. The record is from RefSeq and is a predicted model, not a curated record. Gene Ontology annotation, molecular function: protein binding. The coding region runs from base 147 to 1994 and encodes 615 amino acids. The transcript is spliced from 2 exons. Gene Ontology annotation, cellular component: plasma membrane.